AUGGGAAAGUCUAAGAAUGCAAAUCGGCCACUGACACAAGAAGAGAUCUGGGAUGAUUCUGCGCUGGUCCAGAGUUGGGAUGAAGCUGUCGAGGAAUACAAACUCUAUCACAGCAUCCAGGCAAGAGGAGAGAAUGUAGAUGAUGUACUGAGAGAGGCAGAGGCUGAAGCGGGCUCUCAGGAUGUCUUACCGGCGCAAGAAUCGGAUGGAGCGGUUGAUAGCAUGGAUCAUGACGCCGAACCGCCGUCUGUAGUUGAUGCAACUCCUGCUGAAGCAAAAGUCACUGUCGGUUCUCAACAGGCCCCUACUCUUCAGACCUCGAAGACAACAGGGCAGACAUCCGCAGCUGCAAAUCCAACAAUUGCGCCCACUGGCCAAGGCUUCACUCCUGCAGGAGCAGUGCCUCCGCCUCAUGCUGCUCUAGCACAAGUGCAAGAUGAAGGCUUGAAGAAUCUCAUGAUGGCCUGGUAUUAUGCUGGAUACUAUACCGGUCUCUAUGAAGGGCAGCAGCGAGCAAAUCAAAAUCAAGGUUCCUGA
This is a messenger RNA of Aspergillus brunneoviolaceus CBS 621.78, 537 nucleotides long. RefSeq lists its product as uncharacterized. Bases 1 to 537 code for a protein of 178 amino acids. The record is from RefSeq and is a predicted model, not a curated record. The transcript is spliced from 4 exons. NCBI's taxonomy places the organism in Eukaryota, Fungi, Ascomycota, Eurotiomycetes, Eurotiales, Aspergillaceae.